UUUUACACUUCUGGUCACACUUAAACGAAUUAUACGUGGAUUCAACAAAAAACAUAAAUAACACAAAAAAUGGCAAAUAAACAGAAAGCAGAAGAAAAACCAAACAACGAUUGGGAUCAAAGUGAUGAGGAUGACAACUGGGAUGACUGGGGCGAUGAUGAUGAUAAAUUUGUCCAUGUGGAGAGUGAAGCGACACCCGAAAACAGAAAUGACACCACCCAGGCAAAGCCAGCAACAACAACAACAACAGCAGCUCCUGAACCACAGCAGGUUCAAAAUCCAGUUUCCACUGCUUCCUCCUCCACAUCCAGUUGGGGUGGUUUAUGGGGUGGCAAACUAAGCUCAGUCCUUAGCACAGCUACUGAAGGAUUGGGAACACUAGGCAACCAAGUGAAUCAGGGCUUGAAUCAAAUUAUAGGCGUACCCCAACCUGAAGAGCUAGCAAAAAUUAAUGUCGAGGAGCAAAAGCAAAAGGUAGAACAAGAUGCAAGUGAAAUGCCUGCACAAGAGUCAAACACCGAGCAGCUGAAUGAAAACGAUGAGUCCGCACAAGCAUUUGGUUUGGAUUUCGUUACCAAUUUGGGAUCAAAGGUUCUCAACACGGGUCUGGACACACUGGAAGGCAUUGGCAAGAAGACCAUGACAAUUUUACAGGAUAAUGAUCCCAAACUGAUGAAUAAAAGAAAAUUGCUUGGCCUUGAGGCGAAUAAACCAAAUUUAAGUGCAAUUCUGUUAGAAGCCAAAAAGGAUGCCGAUCAAUUAGAACAAUCUUUGGCCCAACUCCAGUUAGAGAAACAAAAGGCUCAGUUGAGAUUUGAAGUUUUGUUUGAAAACUAUUGCGGAUUAGUGCAUUUUGAGGCUUUGGAAAUUUUAUCCAAAGAAUCCAGGCUCAAAUUGGACACUCUAUUGGAGGCAGUGAGUGGCAAUGCAUUGACUGAUUUGAAAGAAACCAUUGAAGAGGUAAAAGAACUUCUGGAGCUGGAAGAUCUGGAGUGCGAUAGUGAAGGGCAUUACGAAGCCAAUGAGUUGGGCGAACGUUUGCUAUCCUCAAUAACAGACGCAGAUCUGGGGAUUCAAUUCGAUGAACUGGCCAGUCACUGGUCAAACUGUCUCAACUGGCUGAACUCUGAAGAAGCUAAUUCAACUGCUGACUUGGAUGAGACGUAUGCAAAAAGUAUACACGCUCUGAGCGAGGCUUGCUCUUUGGAAAUGUUGAAACUUCAUAAAAUUGCCGAACUCUUGCUGGUCAAGCCGCAUCACAGCACAGCCAAUGAAGUGGAUGGCAUUGUGAAUCUAUGUAAACAAUUCAAUGGACAUCUUCAGGGUCUGGCGCAUCGCUAUGCGGCCAUAUUAACCAGCAAAGGUGCCCAAGAUAAUGGAGCCUUGACAGAGGAGUCCAAAUCGAAAGUCAAUACAUUCUUUGCCGAAAUGUUGUCGGCUGUUCAAUAUAUUGAAAAGGCAUAUAAACUCUUUACUCCCAUUUUGCAAAUGGGUGCAGUUUAAAUGCAAAAACAUAAAUAUUCUCUUAUAUAUUAUUAUUAUUAUUGUUUUGUUGUAACUUUCUUAUAUUGUGUCUAUUUCUACGUGAUUUAUAAAAUUUGAAUUGAAUUCGA
Molecule: messenger RNA, 1613 nt
Organism: Drosophila willistoni
Lineage: Eukaryota; Metazoa; Arthropoda; Insecta; Diptera; Drosophilidae
Product: protein FAM114A2
Exons: 2
Coding region: 70-1503 (477 amino acids)
Source: RefSeq, a predicted model, not a curated record